AUGAAGCAGCCUAAAAGGCCAUCAGUCGACACAGCAGACACUGGACCUGUGGAGACAGAGGCAAAGAAGAAGAAAAAGUUGCACAAGGACAAGAAGCAUAACACCACAGCAGACAUUACCCAGAGCAACGAGGAGAGCAAGCCCCAGGCCAAACAGGGUGAUACACAGGGUGGGGAUGACAGACUGGCAGGAGAAGGGGAGGUUAAAGAUGACAGAGUUAUGACAAAGGCACAUCGAAAGGGCAAGAAGCGGAAACAGCAACGUCGUGUGCAGAAUGACGACACAGUCCACCAGAGUCGCAUCAAUGCUGAGGAAACUCAACCAAUCAAGAAGAAAAAGAAACACAAGAAAUAAAUGGUUGCUCGGCUGUCAAUCAACUACAUAGAGGGCCUGUGUAUUUGUUUUAUUCAGUGAAUAAUUCAAUCCAAAUUUAGUUGUUUUUUUUAAAUGAAAAUCAAGUUGUGUCAUUUUGUCAUGUACAUGUUUUCGAAGAGGUCAAAAGCUCUGAUUGUGGAAUCAUGCUUAUAUGUUUAAAAUGAAAUUUCAAAAUUUCUCAAAAUGUUUAGCAUUCACCAAGCUGAAACUUCAACAAGUUAGUUGUUAUGCACCUUCUUCAGAUUUUAAGCAAUUUUGUGGCUUCAAAAGAAAACAUAAUGCACGGAAAGAAAAUGAUCCUAUCUACAUUUAAGUCACAGAUAUCAUCAAGACAUAUGUUAAGUCUCCUCCAGAGAGUAAAGGCGUGCAAAUCAGGGCAAGGGGCAUGAGCGUAGGGCCCUUUAACUUUUGGAAUUUGUAUUUGACUUGGCAAUAUGUAAGAUCAAAAGGUGUGUCAGUACGAAGAAUUAUUUUUCCAUUAACUUUCUAUGGAAUAAUUUCUCCUAAACAGAAGGAUGAUGCUGCAUAGGAUAAUUGUAGGCACCCGAGAUCUGUAAAAGCACAAACAAAAUUGGUUGUCCUAACCCAGUGUUCACUUUCUUGAAACUGUAAAUUUUAAGCCAUAAUAGCCCAUCAGGCCAGCGUUUAUCCCGGUUUCCUUGGCAUUAAACAACUGGGAAUAUUUCUAUUCCCCCUGGAUGGGAUGCCGGUCCCUCGUAGCUUACUGACCAGCUAAUGUCGGUAUCCAUUUGUGUUUCUGGGUGGAGAGAGGCAAGUUAGGGCAAAGUGGCUUGCCCAAGGACACAACAGAUGGAUUUAAACCCCUGACCCUCUGAUCAUGAGUCACAAGUGGUAACCACUAGGCCACACACCCAACCACACACUCCACUACACACCCCGCCAUACACCCCACCACUUGAAAUUGAAUCGUUAAAAAGAAAAUUGUGAAUGAAGGCAAGAUGUAGUAGCUAGCUGGGUCUCAAGUGAAGGAGACCAAGUCUAGUCCAUGUUUCCAGACUAAAUUAUGAGGGAAGGGGAUUAUAAAGUUUGAUCUUGUUCUUGUUUGACUUUUGGGGGGGGGGGGGAAACUUCUAGAAAAGUCUGGGGAAAGAUGAGUGUGGAAAUAUUCAAAGAACAUAUUAAAACACUUUAAAAACAGACUUGUAUUUUUUGCAUUUCUUUAUUUUAUUAAAUCAUCCAACAUGAUUGCAGACUUUAAGAUUCGGUAUGAUGGACUAUAAGGUGCAACUUUGACAAAAGCUCAAGUCAAAAUAUUUGCCUGCAGCUGUAGUAUUAUUUGUGACCGGAAUCUAU
This is a messenger RNA of Patiria miniata (bat star), 1689 nucleotides long. RefSeq names its product cylicin-1-like. The transcript has 3 exons. The record is from RefSeq and is a predicted model, not a curated record. Bases 1 to 354 code for a protein of 117 amino acids. NCBI's taxonomy places the organism in Eukaryota, Metazoa, Echinodermata, Asteroidea, Valvatida, Asterinidae.